AUGUGGGAUCCAUGUGGACCUAAAAAGUGGGACCUACAGAAACCACCCCUAACAAAGUAUGAAAAAGAGAGAAUUUCACAUUUGAAAGAAAAUCAUCAAAAGCUUGAAUCACUUGGGAUCAGGCCAUUAGUGGCUAGUCUAAAGGCUUCUGCGGGACAGGAUAACAAAAAAAGAAAAAAUGGUGAUGAUAAGGAUCAUGAUAAGGAUCAUGAUGAGGAUGAAGAAUACAAUCCAGAAAAAGAGGAUGAUGGUGAAAGUGACAAUUCAGCUGAGGAAAUGGCAGUUGUUCAGAAAAAGAGGCCUGUGCAGGGACCGAGAACUCGUUCAAGAGCGAAUGCAGCUGUGGUUGAGAAGGAUUUCGAGAAGGAUUUGAGAAAAGAUGGAGUUGAAAAUGCAAAGAAAGUUGGAACUUCGAAGUCUAGGCUAGUUUUAAAACCAACCUGCAGUAAAAAUUUUCAACAGGCAAACAUGGAAGAAGCUCCUGGGUCGAUAAAUGCUUACCUAGCAAUGAGGGACCGUCAAAAACAGAACAUUGAAAUUCCAACAACACCGCACGAGGUUCCCGAACUGAACUUGGAAGAACCUGAAGCUGAAGUUGUUAAAUCAGCUCCUAGAAAGCCAAGGGGACGUACAAAAAUGGCUAAGGUUCAUGCUAGGCGUCUUGCUGAAAAGAUACCUAUAACAUUGAAUGAAGAUCAUCAACCUGUUUCCAACAAUCAAAAGAUUAUCACUGAGCUGACUAAUUUUGUGGGGUCACUUGCAAGAGAUAAUGUGUCCCUGACUUAUGUAAACUGGCAUGUAGUUUCGGACAAAUUGAAGAAGGAGUUGUGGGAAUAUACUCGAGCUAGGUAUAUUAUUCCAGAUGAAGGUCAAAAAUGGGUCUACUCUACACUUAAUGAUGCUUGGAGGGGAUACAAGAGUCGUAUGAAGACCAAGCAUUAUUCAAACCUUCCAAAUGACGAUGAGAGGAUGGCCAAAAGGCCUGAUGACAUCCCGCUAGAGGAUUUUAAAACACUUUUGAAGUUUUGGGCAGACGAGCAUGUCCAGAAAAUUGCAAGGGAUAAUACAGCAAGUCGCUGUUCAAUUAUUGAUACACACACCAUGGGUUCAAAAUCUCUAGCGCAGUUUAAACACAAGAUGAAAAUUGACGACCCAGAACAUGGCGAGCCAUCAGAUGCUAAAGUAUUUGUCAAAACCCGUGAGCGCAAGAAGGGGAAGGAGUACAAGAUAAAUACUAACACCAAUCUCAAAAAAUUGCUUAGUUCUGGACAGCAAGACGAGGCUGAUGCUUUGGUCAGUCAUGAUAAGGAGCAUGGCAGGACCUGGCUAGUAGGAAGGGGAGGCAAAGCUUCUGGAGUUAAAGAUCAUGCCCCUUCUGACCGUUAUGUGCAGGAGUUGGCCACAAAAAUAAAGCUCGAUCUUGAACAAGAAUUGGAAUCCAAGGUCAACAAGAAAGUGCAGGAGAAUAUGGCAUGGGUCCUCAAAAAACUGGGAGAUGCUAAUCCUGGGCUUAAACUGGACAUUGGAGACUAUUGUCCAGCCUCGUCAAGUGAACACGACGAAAAUGGUACACCUAUGACACAAGAUGGAGCGACUUCAUGA
Daucus carota subsp. sativus is the source of this 1602-nucleotide messenger RNA. RefSeq lists its product as uncharacterized. The transcript has 8 exons. The record is from RefSeq and is a predicted model, not a curated record. Bases 1 to 1602 code for a protein of 533 amino acids. Lineage: Eukaryota; Viridiplantae; Streptophyta; Magnoliopsida; Apiales; Apiaceae.